Messenger RNA from Galdieria sulphuraria, 1346 nucleotides. RefSeq lists its product as uncharacterized. Bases 14 to 1282 code for a protein of 422 amino acids. The transcript has 2 exons. Lineage: Eukaryota; Rhodophyta; Bangiophyceae; Galdieriales; Galdieriaceae. The record is from RefSeq and is a predicted model, not a curated record.
AUAGAACUACGAUAUGUUUUGGUUGCCUCAGAAGAGAAAGAAGCCAAAAAGAAAUCAUUUUAGAAGACUUUUAAGAAGUCGUCUUUCUGUUCGGCAAAACUUGGUUUAUGUUGUCGCCUCUGUGAACUCAGACUUUAAAAAAGACCGUGAGAGCACUGACAACAAGAAUUUGAAGUUGGGUUUGAAACAGAGUCCUUUCCAGGAGGAUAUUGAGCGAUGGCUUAGAAAGAGAAGAUCAAAAGGUUUGUUGGGUUCUUUCACACAGGAUGACUUUGGAAGAGCCACCAGCUUUUGCACUGCCCAAGAGUAUAGGAUGGGAUCCCUAUUCCAACACUUUUUGGAAAUGGGAAUUCCAGUUGAACUUUAUGGUGAUGUUAUUCAUGCGACAUAUCAGGAUUUCGAACCAGUCGUUGAUAUUUUUGUGUUCCCAUAUGGUGCUGUGGUCACUUGGGGCCUUGACGAGGAAUCCGAAUCACUUGUAUUGCAAACAGUCUGCAGUUUUGAAAGAACUCCUCUCUCUUCACCGGAAAUGGAUAGCUUUCGAUAUAAUUUUGGUAGUCAAUGGAAAAUAUCCCGUGAUUGCAUAACUCUGGUGGAAACGACGGGAGAAAGAGCAGUCUUAGAAAAACUAGCAGUUUCUCACGCCAUGGCGCAAUCAGUAAAACUUUCAGCUUUUGAAGAUUCUGUUCAGAACACUAUUGCUGCAACAAGGCACUUACCUGAGGAGUUGGCUCGCUAUGGAUCUAUCAGUCAAUCUAGAACAGAAAUAUCAAAGAACUUGGGUAGGUUAAUUCUUGAUCGACAUCAAGUCUAUCUGCAUGCCGAUGUAUUGGAUACUCCAGAAUUCUUUUGGGAAUACGAAGCCUUCGAACCUCUUUACAGGAGCGCUGAAAGAUACUUGGAACUUCGACAGCGAGCUGAACUUUUGAACAAAAGAGUGGAAAUAGUACGUGAGCUGUUCGAUUUAUUAUCCCAGGAACUUCAGUUUAAACAUAAUAGCGACCUUGAAAUCAUUAUCAUUUGUCUAAUCACAUUCGAAAUCAUUAUUUCGUUGUUGAAGGACCUUUUUCCAAUAUUUGUCAAUGGUUCGUUGGUAUUCCACCGUUCAGAUGGCUUUCCAGUAACUGCCACAAUUGCAGUUACUGUAGUGCUUACUGUACUUUUGGUUUGUGUUGUUAUAUACAUAUGGCAAGCAUUUGUAAGGAAAAUGCGAAGAAAACGAACUUUAGAGUUUCUAAAAGACGGUCUCCAAAAUGAUGGUUUGGAAUGGAAAGAUGAAUAAUAGUGAAGAAUUGACUUGGUCAUUCUAGAUCGAAUUGUUUAGUUUCGCAAGUACCUUUCUUGAU